CAGACCGUGCAUGCACUAGCGCGGCAUACAAUGGACAAUCUUUACAUAGCAGUCUUAAAAUUAAACCUCGAGCGCUCAUACAUCAAACAGCGAUAGAGGAGAGAGAGAGAAAGACACAAGAAAAAAAAACACGCGAGUGUGUCUUCCUAACCUAGAUAUGACACUUCGACGAAGAAUUGACAUGGAUGUUUGUUUUCCUGCACCCGGCAUUGAUUUCCCGACCGCGCGAAGUUAAAAAAUCUUGUUAAAAGGUGCACCUCUCGUUGAGCGCUGUCAGUGGGCCACAUUUACACACAUAACCCAUGUGUCGAGUCGAGUGAACUAUUUAAAACAUGGAUUCUCGGUUUCAGCGCUGUUGUGUUUGGGUUCUGUUAUUCGGGACUAUUUCUUCGUCUAUAGCUACAAGCAUCAUUCCAAGCAGUGAGGCAACAGGAAGCAAUCCUCAAGUCAUCGUAGUACAGAAGAAUUCUCCACUCCUGUUAAACUGUUCUGACCCGACCUUGUCAUGGAUCAAUAACUCCGAGGUCAAGUUCACCUGGUUCAAGGAUGGAGAGGUCGUGACCCCAGAUUCGAGAAGGAUCUCUGUGAAUCAGAAUGGGUCGUUAUAUUUUCAAAGUAUUAAGCGGAAGAAGAGGAAGGGACUGGAUGAUGAAGGCUUAUACGAAUGUCAGAAGACAUUCACUGUGGGAACGGUGAUUGUCAGAAGGGUCAAAGUUCAGAUAGCAAGAAUAUCUCGAACUUUCACUAAGGACCCCCAGGACCAGAGAACUGUGAGAGGAGGCGUGGCCAGGUUUGAGUGUCAGGUGGAGGCCACACCCCCUCAAGUCAAGUACAUAUGGAAUAAAAAUGGGCAACAGCUUUCUUCAAACAACAGAUACACUGAGCUUCCCAUGGGAGUACUUCAGAUCCACAAUGUUCAGGACUCAGACAAUGGAGCUUACUCUUGCUCUGCCCUCAACACAUUUGCUGAUGCUGAGGGAGCCCUGCCAUCCUCAGUGUUACGUCACAGUAAAGAGGGCACACUCACGGUCCUCGCACCAUCCUCAGGUAGCCAGACCCGUGCCCCCUGGGUGGUGACAGUCAGUACCGAGGUCAACGCGACGGUCGGUGGGUCAGCCAUAUUGGAGUGCCUAGCAGACGGUAUUCCCAACCUCCAAAGCUCAUGGCAGAAAAUCAUUGUCACUGGGGACCAGACCAAAGAGGUACCAGUUGAAGAAGGAUUCAGAGUGAGGCGGAUGGGACCGGGAAACCUCAGGUUCACAAAGGUCACAGAGAGUGACCAGGGCGUGUACAGAUGUGUGGCCUUGACCUCUUCAGGCCUGAGGAACAGCACAGAAAAGACCAUUCUCAAUGUUCACUACCCUCCAACCUUGGUGACAAGACCCAAAAGUGGGGAUUACCCUGUGGUCCUGAGAACGAGGUUGGACUGUGAGGCCCAGGGAAACCCCACCCCCACCUACACAUGGUACCACAACGGGAAGAAGGUGAAGGAGGACCCCGGCCACAUUCUGUUCAAGGAAAACAAUAAGCAGCUUGUGUUGGAUACUAGUAUAUCGGAUUCCGGAUUUUACCAGUGCAUUGCAGAGAAUCCGUAUGGAUCUGAAACUGCUACAGCACGAAUCCAGAUUACACUUGGAAAGUAUGCCCCCUUGCCUCCGAAUCGAGUAAAGGCGACCCCUGUGUCGGCCACCGCCAUUAACGUGACGUGGGAUGUGCCAUGCUGCCAUGUGUUUGUCUACACAGUCCAUUAUAAAUGGGUCUCGCCCGACACAAAAGAAGAACACCUAAAACAGUUGGUCAUUCAGAAGGACAACCAUUGCUUGGUGCAGCAGCUGUUACCGUUUACCACCUACCACUUCUUCAUCCGAGCAUAUAACAGGAAUGGCUCUAGUGAGGAGUCUGAGAUAGUGACCGCCACCACCCUACAGUCAGUGCCACUGGUAGCGCCCAGGAUUCGAACCAGUAGCCUCAGUGUGGGAACCAUCACCGUGGACUGGUCCCCUCUACUGGCGAGGGAGAAACGAGGAGUGAUCACUCAGUACAAGAUCUACUUCCAGAAAGUGGACGGUGGCCGAGAGCAGACGAACGUCAUCCACAACGACACGACGACAUACACCAUUCAUGGUCUUCUGCCAGACCAAGUAUACAGGGUGAGGGUGCUAGCAGGGACGGACAAAGGAUUCCCGGUCCUCCACGACGACAGCUGGCCCUGGGUCUCACAGAGAACACUAUCCAAGGACAGUCCCUGUACAGUGACCCCUGCUCCUCGUCUUGAGGUGACCCCUCUGAACAACUCUGCGGUCAAGGUCACAUGGGAGGUCAGCAACACCUCUACAGAGGUCACAGGGUUCAAGCUGUACGUCAACAGGAAGAUCGGCCCCAUCCACAGUCGAUAUAUUCAGCUCGGAUCAGAUUCUAAUUCAACAAUCGUCAGCGGUUUGGAGACAAGGAUUUACUAUGAAGCCAUCUUGGAGGCACUGGGAGAGAAUGAGACCGUGUCCGGUAAGGCGUGUCGGCUGUUCCAGGCCCUCGGCCCCCAGAGACCUCCGGAACCGCCCCCGCCCAUGGACAUCAAGGUGUUCGCCCGCACCCCCCACUCCCUGUCACUCAACUGGAGCAUCCCCCACUGGGGGGAGGGGAUCACCUACUACACGGUCCGUUACCAUGUUAAGGAUGAUGACCGCAAAAUCAUGUAUGAGCGAAGUGACUCCCAGAACCACACCCUCCAGGACCUGACCCCCUACACCACCUACACAGUCUCUGUACGCUCACACUCGACACUGACCACAGGCCCAUUCGGAACCUCUCAGGACAUUACUACCCUGGAGGAUGUCCCCAGUCCCCCCGAGGGUGUCACCUUUUCCCCCCUGAGUGAGGGAGAGGUCAAACUGAUGUGGAAGCCCCCAACCCAGAGGAAUGGGGUCAUCAUCUUCUACAUCAUCCAGUAUCACCCUGAACUUGAGGACCCAGAACCCUUGUGGACAUCCAUGCACAGUAAUGGGACUCUGACUCAGGCAGUGGUGCGGGACCUGACAAGCACCGUUUAUUACUUCAAGCUCCGAGCGUGUACUAAUGCUGGCAAGGGGCCGCCGUCCGACGUGGUGAAGGUGGUGCUAAAUCCCUGUAUCAGGCCGUGUGAUGGACGCAACUCGUCACCACCCAUUUCUUCGUUCUCCGAGGGCUCUGACAGUUUCCUGCGGGACCAGAGACUGGGGAUCGUGAUUGGCUGUGCCAUCGGACUGACCAGUAUCAUCGUCUGCAUCCUGGUCAUUGUCCUCAGACAAAGACACUAUGCCAACUUGUAUCGCCACUCGACAAGGAUGGUGGCCAACCCAGAGCUGGGCUACAGGUACCAGCACCAGGGCUUCCAGACCCCAGAGACCAGAAGACUGAUGCUUGUAGACCGACAGGGCAAGGACCGCAAUGUGCAGAGCAGCACCUUCAUGGCAUGUAAUGGUAAACUGCUGACCCUGGCCGCCACAGACAGACACACAGACAGAAUGGAUCAGGAGCAAGGAGAGAAUGCUUGUUUACUCUGGCAUCAGCAAGGCUUAAACCAUGCCCACAGUGACGGGAAUCAGUCCUUAUCCAAUGACAGUGGAGCUAGCCUGUCAUGUGACAUAAGGGGCGUGUCACCUGAAUCCUCAAGUGAGAGGAACAUGGACAGUACAUGGGGCUCCACACGGGGAAAUAAUUUGCUGAGUGAGGCCUCAGGGGGUGGACGAGGGGGAGGAGAAACAGACAGACCCUCACAGAUUCGUAGGACCAGUCCAGAAAUGAACAGGGUGGGGUCCCUGUAUAAUGACACUUCUAUGAGUCACAGUGACCAGUUGUUGAAGAAGAUGCUAGCGGCUACCUCUGCAGAGCUGAAGUCGAAGGAGCAGCUCACCACAGACUUACACGACACGCUUGCUACAGAGUCUCGGAGCAACGACACGUCGGGUCAAGUGGACACGGCAAGUCAAAGCGCUUCACCAGAAUCUCUCUCAAAACAGGAAGACCUCAAUUUCACACAGCAGCUGUCAACAGAGUGUGACAGAGCAAACCAAAAGCAUGGUUCACCAGACAGUUCGUCACGGUCUGCUGAUUUUGUGUCACGGUCCGGCGAACAGUGACGUCUGCUGAAAAAAUUGGGCUGUUAUUGGAAAUUGCAGUCUGCUGCUGAUGAUGAUUGCUGGAGUCACAUGACAACCUCAGUAGAUGUUUUCAUCCAAUCAAAUUUGGCUUUACAUGGCCACCUCUACCUCCACACACUUUGAAACAAGCAGGAAUUUUAUUGGUAGAAAUUUUGUAUUUCAUUGAGGUUCAUUGCUCACAUCCACUGAAGUGGAAAAAACAAGCGUAAUAUUUUUGAUUAAGCUUUGAAACUAUUGUUAUCUACAAAGCAAAAAUGUAUGGGUUUUUUUCUUACUUGCAUGUGUAUCAAUUUUAAGCUAAUUAAGGCCCUAAAAAUCAAUGCAGUUGGCUUUGAAUAGAUAAAACUUUACUUUUCUAAUAUUAAUCAAACUAUUGAAGCAUGUCCAUGGAAAAUCUAAAAUGAGCUCUUUUUAAGUCCUUUUUCAGACAAUUAUGUGUAGUAAUUUGGAAUGUAUGAAUAAUGGCAGACGCUUGUGGUUGUAGAAAAGAAGGAUUGGUUCUGAUCAUCAGUUUAGAUGAUAGAUUUUCCAUGAUUUUUAUCUUAUAAGUAUUGCGAUUCAGGAAUAACGGCAAUUAUAUGGAAAAAAGACCGUAUUCCUGGAAGAGAAGAUGGAAUUUGAAUGAAUGUCCAUUUUAUUUCCAUGGACUUGCCUUAUAUUAAAAAUAUUUUUUUAAGCAUUACUGUACCUAAUUUAUUUAGCUUCAACAGCAUUUAUUUUAUUUCAAACAAGAAAAAAAAAAGAGUUGUAUUUAGGAAGCAACACAUCUACCUAUUAAAACAGACAAGAUUACCUCACACAGAAGUCAGGUUAUAUGUAAAGGGUACCUCAACACUUUAUAUUCAACGCAAGCCUUAUUGAUGGAAGAGCCACAGAUCCAGAUAGGCUGUUUGGGAAUGGUGCCACACCCCCUCCCCCCAACCACUCCUUCUUCAGUCAUCUUGAAAGCUUAAGGUACAUCAAUCCCCAUUGUAAGGGUAGAUAACUUUUGAAAAAAAAAGAAUAUGUACUUUUAUGAAAAUCUGUUGUUUCUAUCUGGAGGGAAUCAUUCCAGUCAUGUUGAAAAAAAUUGGAUUUUUUUUUUUAGUUUGACGAUAGUUGUUUUAAGCCAAAAUGAUUACCAGUUGGGACAGUUGAACUUGAAUAUCUCAAACAUAAUGUGAUAUUUGGAAUGCCGUGUAUAUAUCAAAGUAACUUUUGAGUUCACGCAGACUCUCAGUAAAUUUUGAAUCUCUGGUCCUGGAAUAUUUCAUUUUUUUUAAAAAAUUUUUGGCCUUGACCCCGUCAUAGAGUUUGACAGUACUUUUGUCUCGGUCUUAUUUUUUUCUUGCAUCUGUGGGGAAGUAUUGGAAAAAGGGGGUAUUUUUGUCUCUAUAGUUUUUAGAGUUCUGAGGGGCUGUUAAAUGAAAUUUCUUGAUAGUCUGCCAAAAAGUCUAUUCCUACAUAGAUCGGGGAAGAGUUAUGAGUUGGAUGUUAAUGUAUCAUCAAUUAUUCCUAGUGGUCAACCUAUGUUUGAUUCUUUUGGAGGGCUGUGGUUCUUUCAGACCAAUCGUUUAGUAGUUUUACCUCAUUUGUCUACACUGUAACGUCUCCUCAGCCUAUUAAACUUCGAGAAUUUUUUCUUUUGAUAAUUCAGGGCGGUGCACACUAUAUUACCUUUUAUUAUUUAUUUUUAAGCUGGAAGAAAAAUUUUAAAAUACCUCUUUGAUGAUUGAAAGUCAUUCAUGAUUUAUAACGAGAGAGAGAAAGAGAGAGAGAGAGAAAAUGCAGUCAAAACAAAAAUGUUUUUAAAAAAAAUCUCCAUGAUAGUGGGUUUUUUCCCGAGGUAACCUCCACUUCCUGUUACGCAUUAUUUUUGUUUGUUAUUUUUUCCUUUUUCAAAUACAUAUCAGGGAUAAUAUUCAGUAUGAGAAGUUUUCACUGUUUCUGCCUUGACAGAUGAUUAGCUAAAAGCAUUAGAAAAUAUCUAUUUUGUCAAGAGAAUAACAUUUCUAAAAAAAAGAAAAAAAAAAAAGGAUCCUUACCUUUAUUUACACAUAACUGGUCAAUUCGCUCAAAAAAUGACUGUCCAUAGGCAACGAUUUAACAUGGUACAGUGAUAUCGUUCAAAUUUGUGGAUAGCAGGCAGGUUCUUUUUUAUAAAGAAAUGGCAUUUUAUGGGCUCUCUUCUUAUAUAUCUUAUGAUUAAAGACCUCCUUUUGUAUUGUUGUGAAUUAUCCACAAAAUAUCAGUUACCACAAAAUCUAACAACUCCACAGUAAAAAGCAGCCAAGAGAAAUGAACAUUAUGUACAUAAUUAAUUUGGGUUGUUUCUGGUUUUAAUGAUUUUUUUUAAUUAUAUCUUUAUUAGCUCCCUUAGAUCCUGACAGGUGAUGAAAUCAUUGGUGAUGACAUCAUCAUACAUACAGUAAUAUUAAAGAAUGUUCUUUUCAUCCAUCGUUCAAUACUUUUGGUCAAAUUAGCUUUAAGAUUUCACAGUCAGAAUAACCUUGUGCGUAUGAUGAUGUAUGUGUAAAGUAGUUUAAAUUAGAUCACAAUUACGCUGGACCUGCUCCAGUGGGCUCUUAUUCAUGGUCAAUUUUUAUGAUGUAGGAGUUACCGUAGUCAAGUAAAUAGGACAGAGUUUAGGGGGGGUACCAAUAAUUCAAGCAUAUAUGUCCCCCUUAUCCUAUUCACCCCCCCCCCCCCCAAGGCCCAAGUGCCUGUAAACUAUGAAGUUAAUGUGGCUUUUCGAAUGUUUUCAUCAUUUUUGUUGUUGUUGUUGUUAUUGUAAAUGUCAAUUACUGAUUUGUAUAUUGAAUUCUAUUUCUAACCAUGUUUUGCCCUGAAUUUUUGUUGAGUGAAGCAACACCUUUAAGUUCCUUUUUAUUUCUCCAACAUACCUUCAACCAAAAUUGAGGAAAUAAAAUUAUAGGGCAAAAAUGGUAUGCAUAGAAGCAAGCUUGCUUAUGUAACAUGCUCUAAUGCUUGUGUGUACCGAAUGUUGUACAUAUUAAUUGUUCUUUUUUCCUCUGUGUUCAAAUUUAUGUACAGGCUUUUUUCAUCAUAUUGUAUAUUGGCUCUUUUGUAUUGCUGGGGUGUUUUUUUUUCAUGGCUAUAAGAAAUAUUGUGCACCUCUUGUGUUAAAAAAAAACAUUAUGUCAUUUUAAUAUCAACUUACAGCAAAAAAAAAAAAAUUAUGUCAUAUAAUUUUUCAUGCCAAAAAAAGAUAAUGAUAAUCAGGGGCCUGCUCCAUAAGUAUACAUGUAAUUCCCUUAACCUUACUUUAAUUAAACAUUUUCCUAUUGCUCUGUUAUUUGUUGCCUGUAUACUGUAGAUUCCUAAUUAAAUGCGAGGAAUAAAUAUCUGUGUAAAAUUGCAAGAAGCACCCUUCGCGGAUUUUAUCUCGCCAUUAUUUUUUUUAGAAUUGAGAACAAUAAGAAAUAAGGAAAAAAGUUCUGCGUUAAGAUUUUAUAUUCUCGCGAUUUAAUACAAAACAGCUGGAUUGCGGAAUUAAGUACUCGCGUGAUAUAAGGAAUUUACAGUUGGAGAUGUAAUAUAUGAGUAUGAAUUGGGUUGGACAGUUUAAAAGCGUGAUGCCUCUUGCAUGCAGUGGUACUAAUUUAAGGUAAUUGAAGCUUAUUAAUGAAUAGACAUUUUAAGGAUUUUUUGGGGCAUGAAAUUAACAUUAUUACGUAUGAAUUGUUUGUAUUCUUUUUUAUAAAUCUCCUUCUCAAACUUUGUCCCUAUCAUUACUUGUAACAACCCCACCCCACCCCUCUUCCCCUUUCCCACCUCAGAGGCUCACCCCCAGGUUAAUUCAGUCCUACACUUUCUUUCUUUUCAACAAACCCUUUGUUUUUAUCAUUUGAAUGAUUUCUGUUUGGUUAUUUCUAGGAGUGAAAAACCAUAUUUUGGAUUGCACUAAGAUUGCCUUUAAAAAAAAAAGAAGUGAUUAAUGCAAAGCAAGGUUGUUUUAAAAAAAUUUAAAAAAAAAACUGAUGCUACUGUGUGCAGGGAAAUAUUUGCCCUCACUGUCUUAUUUUCGCCCUCAUUGACAGCGGGUGAAUUUAAGACUGGGUGAAUUCCAAUGUUUCAAAUUAUCUCUCUUUAAACACAAUUGUAUCUGGGCAAAUUCAAGACGAGGAGAAACUGUAGGGGCAAGUUUACAAGGGCGAAAAUAAUACAGGGCGAAAAUAACACAGGGGCGAAAAUAACAUGGGGCAAAAAUAACUCUGUAUACAGGAGUUUUGAUUGGAUACUUAAUCAAGUGUCAAAAUCACUAUUUAACUAAUGCAGUGCAUUUUGUUUGUCAAUAAGCUGUCAAUCAUAGUGUUAUUGAUGUUCAGAUAAAGAGGUGCUGUAGUCACAAAAAUCAUCUAAGACAUUGUUACAGAAGUCAACCUAUUCCUAACAAAGAAACCUACAUACACUUUUAUUGUUAAAUUUUAUUUUAUACAUUAGCAAUUAUAUCAUAUGCACUACGCAAACCGCUUAAACGGGAAUAUCUCUUUUUUUUUUUUGUUAUAUCCCAAAAUUAUAGGUAAUACUGUAAUGUAAUUGUUACAUGUAAUACAUAGAUGUAACACAUGUUUCAUUGGAAAUAUUCUUUGUAAUACCCUGUGUUAAAGCAGGCAAUAUCCAAUGUCAUUGGUAAUGUUAUUACACUGUGUUAUUGGUAAUAUUCUUUAAUUGCCAUUGGUGACAUCAUACGCCAUUGGUGACAUCAUACGCCAUUGGUAAUGUUACAUACCUUUGGUUAUAAAAAUAUCCUAUUAUAUUAGUAAUAUUCCAAAUUAGAAUUAUGAGAGAGAAAUAUAUUAUUGUAGUAUGAAAAAAUCUAAGCCCAUUCUCAAUGGUUUCGUGAUGAUUUGAUUGGUGCAAUGGAGCAAGUGUUUUAUGUAAAUGAGGUCGAUAUUUGAGAGUUGAAAUUUAUGAAACAAGAAACUAAAGGUUGUAAGUCUUGAUUUAAAAUCAGGAUGAUUUCCGCCAUGUUGAAAAUACUUAUAUGGAGAAGACCAUUGGUUAAUGUGUGCCUGGCCUACAUUUGCAGAGCAUUAUGGCUAGGCUUGGGAUACAGACUUGUUAUUUUUUUCCUAAUUACCAUUAUGAAUAUGUGUGCUUAGUGCUCACUUUAAAAUUCUGAUAAUUUUUAAAUGGAGGCUAAAAUAAAGUAAAUAUAAGCAUUACAUUUGUAUGUAAUACAGUAAUGUACCUCCCAAUGUAAUGUAAUUUGUAAUCAGGGUUAGGUUGAUUACAAAAAAAAUAAGGUUAUUACUAUGCUGUUCUUAAUUUAGUUUCAUUAAAUUUUAAAAUAUCAAUUUCUGGAGGAAUUUCUUUUUAUUAACUUAUUUAUCAAAUCACAUGCUUUUAAAUUUUUUGUGUAAAGAGACUUUUUACUUUUAAUGUUGUGUAAAAGUAAUGGCAAAAAAAGAGUAAAGUUAGCUAAAAAGCUAUCUUUACUCUUUUUUUGCCAUAAAAUUUUGGAAUUGAUAUUCAAUGAAAAUUGAUGAAACAAUUUUACAUUAUGCUUCAUCAUAGCUUCCUCUGAGUAGAUCUAAUUUUCAUUUGCAAUGCAACUUUUUUUUUGUUCCAAAAUAUGAUUGCUCAUUUAUCUACAUAGUAGAUUUAAUUAUUUUUUUUUUUUUACAAUCUUAUAUCUCUAUUUAGUAUUAAAUACAUAUAAAAAUGUUGGCAUAACAUAAAAAUGUACUAUGUAUGUAAUACAAAAUGAUGUACUAGUAUUUACUUUAGCUUUUUUUCAAAUUGUUUAUAAAAUUUACUGAGUACCUUGUGCUAAAUGUAAAAUGUAUAUAAUACAUUGAUUGUUCAGUGUAUCACAGUUUAACAAUUUCUGUGCAUAAUGACAAAAUGUGUUUAAAAUGCAUUUAGUUGUAUUUUAUGUUUUUCUCAUAUAAUCAACUCGCAUACUAAUUAAAAUGUAAUGUAAUAUUUUUUUUUGAUAUUUACCAAUUGUAACAUUAUUACUGGGUAUUACAGUCAGUAUAAGGGAAGAUUUUACUCUUUUAAUUUCAUAUAUUUUGACCAAUUUUCGAUAUAAGCUAUUGAUAAGUUUUCUAUUCCUGUUUUUUUUUUGUACUUCAAAAAUAUGAAUUUGUUUUCUCAAAUUAAUAGGUUUUCCUGGGGUUACUUUCAAAGCAUACUUAAAAGUUUUGUUGUUUUGAAUUUCAAGAGAACAUUUGCCCAUAAUGUUGUGCCAUAUACAUAUUGAAAUCGUGCCAUGUGUUCGCUUGUUGUUGCUAAAUAAUUUGUCAUGCAGUUCCCUUGUUACUUUCAUUUUUGUAGGUGUAGAAUAUUUUCAUUCGGCAAACUUCGGCAGAUUCCGGUAUCUUAGAUGCAAUUGGCCAUGUAUACCAAACGACAGACAUACUGACCCGAUAUCAUGGGUAAUAAAAUGUGUUAGCUCAGUCUGUAUUAACUUUUACAUUAAGUUAAACCAAUGAACAUUGAUCAGUUAGGAAUAAAAUAUGUCAUAAUUGGUUUAGAAAUGAGCUUUUAAGCUUAACAAUCAUAAAAAUUGCAUUCAUUAUUACAGAGUCUUUCAUAACGUAUAAAUCAUACAUGUAUAUGUAAACUGUCCACUUACGAAUCAGUUAUUUGUUAGUUGGCCGAUAAUCACAUUUAAUAUGAAGAAGUUAACUUUCAUCAUAUAAGUCUAUCACUUAUUGACCACGCCUUCUUUUGAUAUGCCACGCCCCUUUGCCAAGCCACGCCUACUUUUUUUCUGCAUGGCCCUUUCAUAAGCAAUCACUUUGCCUGGCUUCUAUUCAGAAAAUUUCAUCAUGCACAUUCAAAAUCAUGUUGUUGUAAAUAAUAACGAUGUUGCAUUUGAAAAGAAAUAAAUUUGAGGGGAAACUCAUUUUUAUAUAUAUAUAUAUAUUUAAUAUGUAACCUACCUCUGUAUUUAAUAUUUAAAAAAGCAGAAAAAAAUUGUAAAACUGUAGAGAUCUUGAUGCUGGAUAAUGCCAUGGUUUGAUAUGCGUCUACAAUAGUUCUCAGAAUCUCGAACGGGUCACUAAGUGUUGAUUCCCUCAUUUUUUUUAAAAAUGCAUUUAAUUCAUUCACGUGUUGAAAAUCGAUGAAAAUUAAUUUUCAAUUCAUGUAUCAGUUUGUUGAUCGAGGUUGUAGUUACGUUGUAGAGGUAGCCUAGAUUAGUUAGCAUUUAAUGUCUUUUUAAUGUCUUCUUGUAUUUUGUCUUUGUUUGCAAGAAUAAUAAAAGUUGUUAAAACAUC
Magallana angulata is the source of this 11368-nucleotide messenger RNA. RefSeq names its product protogenin-like. The coding region runs from base 333 to 4115 and encodes 1260 amino acids. Gene Ontology annotation, molecular function: protein binding. Lineage: Eukaryota; Metazoa; Mollusca; Bivalvia; Ostreida; Ostreidae. Gene Ontology annotation, cellular component: axon; plasma membrane. Gene Ontology annotation, biological process: axon guidance; cell-cell adhesion. The record is from RefSeq and is a predicted model, not a curated record. The transcript is spliced from 21 exons.